CGGCUGGCGCGGGAGAAGGCAGCAAGGGGCGCCGCCGGAGAGGGCCAGAAGGAGGAAGAGGGCAGCUUGCGCGUCCUUCUGCUGUCUGAGGGGACGCGGCUGUUGCUGCUGCCGCCGCCGCCGCACUUUGCCUGCGUCGCCACUGGCCUUCGCCUCCCUCUGUCUCUCUUGUGCUGCUGCUGCCGCUGCCUCCUGCCCGCCUGCGAGUCCUGCCUUCUUGCAAGGGGGCCGCCUCCUGCUCUGGCCGCCGCGUUGCAUGGGGCGCGGGCGCUCGGCGCUUUCCAGAUAUGGUCAAGGCGGCGUCGGCGGCGGUGCUGCUGCUGCUGACGGAGGAGCCGGCCGCGGGCUCUCGCUGAGCACCGGCACCCGCGGCGGACCCGGCGGAGGAAGAGGAGGGGGGCGAGCGAGACGCGGCGGAGAGGGAGGAGGAGUAGGAGCGCUCGGCGCCCAGAGCCAGCCGGGGAGCGACGGGCGAGGCUGUCUGCAGGUUGGAAAACAUUUUGUCAUUGGUCAGACGAAGCAAUCAUGGUGGGAUUAAAGAAUCCAACUGCCUUUCUUGGUGGUCUUCACCUUUUAAGUGUUGUGCUUUUACUAUUGCACGUGGACCAAGUGCAUGCGGAAAAUCCAAAUGAGGAACAAGACAGUAAACCAAAUUGCACUGGUUCCUACAUUUGCAAGAAAGGGGUAAUUUUGCCAAUCUGGCUACCUCACGAUCCUUCAUUUGGUGAUAAAAUAGCAAGAGCUACUGUAUACUUUGUGGCUAUGGUCUACAUGUUUCUGGGAGUAUCUAUCAUAGCUGACCGCUUCAUGUCAUCAAUAGAAGUUAUUACAUCCCAAGAAAGAGAGAUCACAAUCAAGAAACCCAAUGGUGAGACUACCAAGACUACGGUCAGAGUUUGGAAUGAGACUGUUUCCAACUUAACACUGAUGGCUCUGGGCUCUUCAGCACCUGAGAUCCUCCUUUCUGUCAUUGAAGUGUGUGGCCAUAACUUCACUGCAGGAGACCUUGGGCCAAGCACUAUUGUCGGAAGUGCUGCCUUUAACAUGUUUGUUAUCAUAGCACUAUGUGUCUAUGUCGUUCCUGAUGGGGAGAUCAGGAAGAUAAAGCAUCUCCGUGUGUUUUUUGUCACAGCGGCUUGGAGCAUUUUUGCCUACACUUGGCUUUACCUAAUUUUGUCAGUCAUAUCUCCGGGGAUUGUAGAGGUCUGGGAAGGCUUGCUCACCUUUUUCUUCUUCCCCGUCUGUGUCGUGUUUGCCUGGAUUGCUGACAGAAGGCUUCUGUUUUACAAAUACGUCUACAAGAAGUAUAGAGCUGGCAAGCAGAGGGGCAUGAUAAUUGAACAUGAGGGUGACAGACCGGCCUCCAAAGCUGAUAUUGAAAUGGAUGGGAAGGUAGUUAAUUCCCAUGUUGACAGCUUCCUGGAUGGCACCCUGGUCCUAGAGAUGGAUGAAAAGGAUCAAGAUGAUGAAGAAGCAAGAAGAGAAAUGGCCAGGAUCCUUAAAGAGUUGAAACAAAAGCAUCCAGACAAAGAAGUUGAACAGCUGAUAGAACUAGCUAACUAUCAGGUUCUCAGCCAACAACAAAAGAGCCGAGCCUUUUACCGUAUUCAGGCUACUCGUUUAAUGACUGGAGCUGGAAAUAUAUUGAAGAGACAUGCUGCUGAUCAAGCAAGGAAAGCCGUCAGUAUGCAUGAGGUCAACUGUGAAGUGGCAGACAAUGACCCUGUCAGUAAGGUCUAUUUUGAGCAGUGCAGCUACCAGUGCCUUGAGAACUGUGGCACAGUGGCCCUAACUAUUGUCCGCCGAGGGGGUGAUUUGACCAAAACCAUCUCUGCUGACUUCAGAACAGAAGAUGGCACAGCCAAUGCAGGUUCUGAUUAUGAGUUCACUGAAGGGACUGUGGUAUUUAAGCCAGGGGAAACGCAGAAAGAAAUACGGGUUGGCAUAAUCGAUGAUGAUAUCUUUGAGGAGGAUGAGAACUUCCUUGUUCACCUCAGCAAUGUGAGGGUCUCCUCUGAAGAGCUGGAAGACAGUGUUCUGGAGGUGAAUCAUGUCACAAAUGUGGCUUGCCUGGGGUCACCUGCUACUGCCACUGUCACUAUAUUUGAUGAUGACCAUGCUGGCAUUUUUACUUUUGAGGAACCAGUCACUCAUGUGAGUGAGAGUGUGGGCACCAUGGAAGUGAAAGUUCUACGAACAUCUGGAGCUCGAGGAAAUGUUAUUGUGCCCUACAAAACAAUUGAAGGCACAGCCAAAGGAGGUGGAGAGGACUUUGAAGAUACUUGUGGGGAGCUCGAAUUUCAGAAUGACGAGAUUGUCAAAACGAUAUCAAUCAAAGUAAUUGAUGAUGAGGAGUAUGAGAAAAACAAGACCUUCUACAUUGAAAUUGGGGAGCCCCGUCUGGUGGAGAUGAGUGAGAAGAAAGCCCUGUUGUUGAAUGAGUUUGGUGGCUUCACGAUCACAGGGAAGCUUUUGAAUGGCCAGCCUGUCUUCAGGAAGGUUCAUGCUAGAGACCAUCCAUUUCCUUCUACUGUAAUCAACUUUCAAGAAGAGAAUGAUGAAAAGCAGCCACUGACGAGCAAGGAGGAGGAAGAGCGUCGCAUCGCAGAAAUGGGGCGUCCAAUUCUGGGGGAGCAUACAAAGCUAGAAGUCAUUAUUGAAGAGUCCUAUGAGUUCAAGAACACCGUGGACAAGCUCAUUAAGAAGACAAACCUCGCUCUCGUAGUUGGAACAAACAGUUGGAGAGAACAGUUUAUUGAAGCUAUCACUGUCAGUGCUGGUGAGGAUGACGACGAUGAUGAAUGUGGGGAAGAGAAGCUGCCCUCCUGCUUUGAUUAUGUGAUGCACUUUCUGACCGUCUUCUGGAAAGUCCUUUUUGCCUUUGUCCCCCCAACGGACUACUGGAAUGGUUGGGCUUGUUUUGUUGUGUCUAUCUUAAUGAUCGGUCUCCUGACAGCGUUCAUUGGAGAUUUGGCUUCCCACUUUGGCUGCACCAUUGGCCUGAAGGAUUCAGUAACUGCAGUCGUAUUUGUUGCACUGGGAACUUCCGUGCCAGACACAUUUGCCAGUAAAGUAGCAGCAACUCAAGAUCAAUAUGCAGAUGCUUCCAUAGGUAAUGUCACUGGUAGCAAUGCUGUGAAUGUUUUCUUGGGAAUUGGUGUAGCCUGGUCCAUCGCUGCUAUUUACCAUGCAGCCAACGGCAAUUCAUUCAGAGUCGACCCAGGCAACCUGGCUUUCUCCGUCACCCUCUUCACUAUAUUUGCUUUUAUCAGUGUUGGCGUGCUCCUCUACCGGCGGAGACCGGAGAUCGGAGGUGAGCUGGGUGGGCCACGGACUCCCAAGAUUCUGACCUCAUGUCUCUUCGUUCUCCUUUGGCUCUUGUACAUAUUUUUCUCAUCUCUGGAAGCCUACUGCCACAUAAAGAGCUUCUAAAGGAACUAUUGGAAGAUAGCAUCUAUAUGUAUCUAUAUAUAUAGAGAGAGAUAUAGAUAUAGAUCUAAUAUUAUUGAAUGAAGGAAGAAGAUACAUUUGCCAUGUUCACUUAUCUACUGAUGGAAUGUAGCUUUGCGGUAAAAGUUUGAAAUCUGCAGGAUUCUUCACCAGGGGCAGCACUAUAGGAAUGGAGGCAUCGAUGCAGGGCCGUCUUUGCAACUCUACCUACAAGAUCAUGAUGGAGUUACUUUUAAUCCCCCCACCCCCCCAGAUAAGGACCGAUCUGAAUGCAGUGACAAAAGGCCAGGGUUACCUAUGUCAUGUUGGGCUUAAGGAGGAGUUCUUGACGUUCUUUCAAAUAACUUUGUUGCCUUCUUCAUAUCUCAAGAAUGAGCCGAAUCAUCACCCUUGGGGGAAAAAAGUGAGUGUGGACUGCCAUACGAAGUCCAGGGGAUUUCUAGCUCAUGCUGGUUUCUGUUUUUAUGUUUUACAUUUAUUUCCCCUUAUACUGUCCAGAGUAAGUUCAAAUUUUACACCAAUCCUCUUUGUGGUUUUUCUGGACUCUCCUUAUGAUCAGUGUACCCAAUUUCAUUUUAAAAAGGAAACUUCUCAAACAAUAUCUGACCAGUGCUCCGUUUGCUCCCAAACUGUAGAUUACAGACAUAUGCCCAAAGCCCUAAUGUCUAACUCCUGCUUUUUUCCCCUCCUCUUUAUUUUUUUUUUCCUUCCUUAUUACUGUUGUUACGAUAGAUCGGGUCAGACUGAAUCUCAGUGGCCUCCCAUGCCCUUCCUCUCUGCCAGUCUUUACUGCUGUGCUCCUUCUCAUUACUCCUGUUUGGGAAUGUUUUCAUGGUACUUGUAGCACUUUGCAUGAAUGAAGCAAACCAUAAUCUGUAAUAUAGCAUCGAAUAGCGAUAGUCUGUUCAGCAAUGCCGUUGGAACAUUGAAGAGGCAAGCGUAUUUUCUUCCCACCUUUUUUUUUGGUCUGUUUUUCCCAGCGAACAGGAUGAGAGGCAGAAAGUCGUGGGUAUUCUUUUGCUGUUCAUACAGUCCUUAAGAAGCAAUAACCAAGAACUGUGGAGUUGCAGAUAUUUUUAAAGGGAAGAAACUUUGCCAGAUGCAGCCAGUAGAGACUUAGGCCACUGUGGGAAACCGUGCUUAGAAUGAACAUGAAUGUAGGAAGCUGCCUUAUUGUGAGUCAAGCCAAUGGCCCAUCUAGCCCAGUCUUGUCUGCUCUGGCAGCUGCCUUUCCCAGCCCUGCUGCCUUUUAACCAGAUGCUGCAUGGGUUGAAGCUGGGUCUUCCUGCAGGCAAGGCAUGUGCUCUGCCACUGAACGACAGAUGAGUAGAGCCUGCUUUGUGUCUAGUCUGUAUGAACUCAGUGGGGCUUAGCCUUGUUCCUAUCAAGAGUUUGUUAUUGGGUUGAAGCCUAAAUAAAAGCAGUAUCCUGGGGCUUGCUUUUUUCUUUUCUUUUUUUCUUUUCUUUUUCGGCAAGCAUCAGUUCACUCCCACAAUGUAUUUAUGCUGCAUUUUCCUCUAUCUUCAAACUGCUGAUGCCAAAUGUUUGGUCUCCCUGAUUGUCUCUGCUGCAGCAGUGUAAAAACCUGUAUGUAGGCUGAUGUGGUCUUCACGAAGGGCACCUUGAAGACAGAUCAAUUCAAAUUUAUUGCUGUCUGGUAGAUUUUAAAACAAUCACCACCAUCCACUAACCUUCAGAGCUGUAAAGUGUUCUGCUUAGCAAAGUGACAGAUCUUGCAUUGUCCAGAAGUGAAUGCAUGUAUCCUCAGAAGUCAGAGAUUUAACUACUGUUAUUUAUUACUGGCAACAUACCCCAUGCUGAACAAUGCACAGAUAGGUUCCAAAACAGCCUCCUGCUCUGGAGAUCUGUCAUGCAGGUACAGUGCAAUUGCUCUAGCUGAAAGUGCUUUUUUAUUGCUAUUUUUGUGGGGGGGGGGGGUCAUUUUCAUUCAUCUUUUUCACAUACCAGUCCCCUUCUUUGGUGCUCAUGGAAAGAAUGCCCUAUCAAAAGGAGAUCAGAACAAGGUAAGUUGGUCCCUGGAGGUGCAUUAACGGCUGCAUGCAAGAAGCCAGAUGUCAGAGUUGGGAAAUCAUAUACAUGGAGGGGACAACCACUUCAGUACAGCAGGAACCAAAGAAAGGAGAUGAAUAGGACUCACUUUCACUGGACGUUGAAUUCAAUCAUGAGAAAUUAGGCAAGCAUUGCCAGGACCUCUGAGGAGCUAAAGAAGAGGGCUGUCAAACAUGUAGCCUGAGGUCCAGACCCAGACCCUUGAGAGAGCUUAUCAGGCCUGUGAACCAUUUGGAUGUGUAGGUGGCAUAUCUAGAACCCAUAAAAAUGAAGCCCCCAUGUAAACAUUCCCUUAGCUGCAGUCACAUUUGUCAGCAGUAAGCAUGUAAUAUGUCUUGUUUUUCCAAAGGGUAUAUAUAGAAUGAAGCAGGUGCAGAUCAGCAAAAAGAGAAAUCCAUCCAUGAUUCCCUAAAAUGUUAGUCUUGCUUAGGAGCUGCCUUGAAUCAAGUGACAUACUUGGUCCAUCUGGUCCACUGCUGUCUCCUCUGACCAGCAGUGCUCCUUUCUGUCUUUCCCAAGCCAGCUCAAGCAUGAAUCAUGUGCUGUACCACUGAGCUGUGGGUUUGACAGUCCUAGAACCAGUUCUUGUUUUCAAAGAGAAGUGAAAUUGAAUGUACCCUCCCAUCCGCCCAUGCAUUUUUCUAUCAAAGCAUCCAAUAGUGUCCUCUUGGUAUAUCCAUUGAGUCUAGUUAGGUCCUUUAUGGAUUCACUUACACAGUUGCACUUCACACGCCAUGGCCCAGUUGCAUGUGGUUGUAUUAAUCUUAAGAAGAAGAAUUAAUCAUAAAAAGCAGAAGAAAGUAACGAAGGCUUUCAUCUUUAAAAAUAAGAGGUAAUGGGAUCUGUGUCCAUCUGGUUCAGUUAGGCCAGAAAAUUAGCUCCUGUAGAAAAAGAUAAUCCUGUAGCUUGCAAAGGAAUAGUACGUGUUGGUGACAAUGAAGAAUCAAAGUCUGUAAUUUCAGGAAAGAAAAAAAAUGAGAUGGAGAGAAAUGAUCUACUUGUAUCAUCAGAUUUCUUAGUAGAUGUGGGGCCUUGGGAUACAAUCUUGCUUCUUUGAAAUCAGUGGAAAGCUGGAAUAUGCCCACUUGUUCUCUGUCCAGUAAAGAUGCAGGGACAGCAAUUGGUACAUGGGGUCCAAGCCCAGAAAUAUCCUCUAUUCAUUUCUCUGGAAAUGGACAUGCAUGUCAUCCAGAGACACAAACUGGGAAAUCUGUAAACAUAGAGCUCUUAAUCAGCCUAUACUUCAUUGGCUGUGAUUGCAAAAAUUAAGCACAGCUGGCCAGAUGCAUGGUAGGGCCUUCUGGAUCUGCUGAAAAGUCAUGAAUGAAAUUUUAAUCACAUGGUUGAAAAAGAAGGGAGGAGAGGCUAAGCUUUCGUUCACUUUGAACAAUCUGUGGAAUGCUUGAAUUCUGUUUUUGAGUUUUACUUUUAAAAACUGAAUAAGCAAUUUGUUCUUCUGUAAAUCAAUUUUCACUUUUGAUGACUUCUUUUUUGUUUGGUUUCAUAUGAUUUGUUUAUUAUGUGGAAAGAGAAUUAAGCAAUGGUUUGGGGUUGUUCAGGGAUUUAUUAUUAUUAAUUAUUGUUACAACAUGUCUGUGUAAAUUUAUUUCAUUUCAUCUUUUUGUUUCCUUCAUUUUUAUUUGUGUGUAUUGUGCACAAAACAGAGAAACAGUGAAUACACUAAUUGUGAUCAAUGGUACACCAAGGCACAGAAAAUAAAUCUAUCAUUUGUUCUGA
Messenger RNA from Sphaerodactylus townsendi, 7257 nucleotides. RefSeq names its product solute carrier family 8 member A1 (gene SLC8A1). The coding region runs from base 526 to 3432 and encodes 968 amino acids. NCBI's taxonomy places the organism in Eukaryota, Metazoa, Chordata, Lepidosauria, Squamata, Sphaerodactylidae. The transcript is spliced from 11 exons. The record is from RefSeq and is a predicted model, not a curated record. Gene Ontology annotation, cellular component: sarcolemma; axon; postsynapse. Gene Ontology annotation, biological process: cell communication; calcium ion import across plasma membrane; sodium ion transmembrane transport. Gene Ontology annotation, molecular function: calcium:sodium antiporter activity.